AUGGUGCAGAUUGACCGUAGUAUUGCAUCAGCAGAAGUCAUGAAGAAGUACUUGAUUGGGAGUGUAUUAAGUGGGGGAGGGAGUGUUCCAGCUAAGGAGGCUUCUGCGAAAACCUGGAUUAACAUGGUAAAUGAAUUCCAAAAGGGUUCUUUAUCAACUCGACUUGGAAUCCCGAUGAUUUAUGGAAUUGAUGCUGUUCAUGGCCACAACAAUGUCUAUAAGGCAACAAUUUUCCCCCACAAUAUUGGAAUUGGAGCUACCAGAGACCCUGAACUUGUGAAAAGGAUUGGAGCUGCCCCUGCACUUGAAGUUAGAGCUAGAGGAAUUCCAUAUACGGAAGGAUACUUAUAUACAAGUGCAGAAAAUGAAUUAAAGUAUUUUUAUUGGUAA
Quercus lobata is the source of this 390-nucleotide messenger RNA. Its product is annotated as lysosomal beta glucosidase-like. Bases 1 to 390 code for a protein of 129 amino acids. Gene Ontology annotation, biological process: glucan catabolic process. Lineage: Eukaryota; Viridiplantae; Streptophyta; Magnoliopsida; Fagales; Fagaceae. Gene Ontology annotation, molecular function: beta-glucosidase activity. The record is from RefSeq and is a predicted model, not a curated record. The transcript has 3 exons.